Pseudozyma hubeiensis SY62 is the source of this 2805-nucleotide messenger RNA. Its product is annotated as potential tRNA dihydrouridine synthase. Lineage: Eukaryota; Fungi; Basidiomycota; Ustilaginomycetes; Ustilaginales; Ustilaginaceae. The transcript has 4 exons. The record is from RefSeq and is a predicted model, not a curated record. Gene Ontology annotation, cellular component: proton-transporting two-sector ATPase complex, proton-transporting domain. Gene Ontology annotation, biological process: proton transmembrane transport; tRNA processing. Bases 1 to 2805 code for a protein of 934 amino acids. Gene Ontology annotation, molecular function: metal ion binding; proton transmembrane transporter activity; flavin adenine dinucleotide binding.
AUGGCCGAAGCAUCCACCAACGCCACAUCAGCACCAUCCACUGCGACCACAGACGAACCAGCCGCUUCCGAGUGGAAGCAUCCCGUCUACCCCGCAACCGACAAGUACACUCCCGGAAUCGCUCCCAUCAAACAAGAAUACCUACUUCCCAAACCAACUUCCUCCUCCCACAUCCCCGUCAAACCCGUCGACGACGAUGCCGCUGAACGACACACUAACCCUGCCACUCAUACCACCACUACAGGGAAUGGUAAGGGUGGGGAAGAGCCGCCGAAAAAGCUCAAAGGAGCAGCACGAAAACGCGCACGCCGGGAGGAAGCUGCUGCCCUAGCUGCUGCUCAACGAGCCGACAAGAAGGCGAAACCCGACAAGGAGAAAGGGCAGAACAAGGGGAGGCAAUUUUUGUCGAUGAAAGACGCCAAGGGCUUUUGUCAUGGGUUCCUGUCGAGGGGGAAGGACGGGUGUAAGUUUGUGGAGGGUGGGUGUAGGUUCAGCCACGAUCUGGUUGCGUACUUGGAGGGGAAGGAGAGGGAUAUCUUCAUGCCGAGUGUGGACUACGCGGAAUUGGAGGCGAUGAGUGAGGAGCAAAAGAUGACGUGGUUGGAGCAGAGGUAUUCUCUUACACCCUUGUCCGCCACCACCGCUGAUGGCGACGAGACAGACGCAAAGACGCAAACGUUCGUCAAACUCUCCUCCUCAACCCCUUCCACUCCACCUCCAUCGUCCGACCCAGCCCACAAAAGCAUCGACCCCACCACCACCUGUCCCAUCUUCGCCCUCCGAGGCGCCUGCACCCUCGGCUGGAAGUGUCGCUUCCUCGGCGCCCAUGUCCGCCACGUCGGUCCUUCCUCCCUCUCCUCCUCCCCCACCGACGCUGCCACGGGUUUCGCGAACUCCGGGCUGGAACUUGUCGUCGAUCAGACUCGGGUCGAUGCUUGGCGUGCUCGGAAACGGGACUUUGUGCUACCUCAGCAGUCGCAAAGUGCGGCGGAUCAGGACGAGAUGAACUUUGGCACGAGCGCAGGGAUGAAGGCUAUGCGGGUACGAAAGUUUCCCUUGCCCAAAACAAAGGCGGUGCUGAGGUUCUUGGAGGAGGAGGCGAGGGAGUUAGCGAAAGUGGAUCCGCAGGGGAGCACGAGUGGCAAGGGAGCGAUUCCGAAGAGUAUCUUUGAAGAAGAGACCAACGGUAAAGGCUCGGCUGCUGCUAGCGCUGAAAGCGGGGAGAAGAAGCAGGAGGACGACUUGGAAGAGAUGGAAAACGCUCUCCGCAACACCGCCACGGCUCGUGCUGCGGAAGCAUCCCUCACCACCACCACCUCGUCCAUCGACACAGCUCGCAUCCGUCCUUCGGAAAAACGUCGUCUCAACUGGCGCUCCCACCUGUACCUCGCGCCGCUCACCACGACGGGCAACCUUCCGUUCCGACGCAUCUGCACCGCGUUCGGUUCGGACAUCCACUGCGGCGAGAUGGGCUUGGCCGAAUCCUUCCUCCACGGCAACUCGUCCGAGUGGUCUCUGGUGCGGCGACACGAGUCGGAGCGGAUUUUCGGGACGCAGCUGUGCGGAGGCAAGCCGGAUCUGUUGGUUCCUGUGGCGGAAGCGUUGAAGGCCGAGGUGGGGGAAGGGUUGGAUUUUGUGGACAUCAAUUGCGGGUGUCCGAUCGAUCUGGUGUACAACAAGGGGGCGGGUAGUGCGCUGCUGGAUCACCCGAGCAAGCUGUCCAAGAUCGUACGCGGAAUGAACGCGGUGCUGGGAGACACACCGUUGACGAUCAAACUUCGCACCGGCACCAGCGCCAAGCAGACGACGCACAAACUCUUCGCCAAACUGCAGACGGAAUGGGGCGUUUCGGCAGCAACGCUGCACGGACGCAGUCGCAAGCAGCGCUACAAGUGGGAUGCCGAUUGGGGGUACAUCUCCACCUGCGCACAGACGCUCCGUCAAAGCGUGCGCGAGUGGAACGAGGAAUCGCGCUAUGCGGAUGAACCCGAGAUGGUGCCCAUCCCCGUGUUUGGCAACGGCGACGUGUACUCCUGGCAGGACUACUACGAACGCCUCGACCGAACGAGAGUGGAUGGGGAGAUGAUCGCACGUGGCGCGCUGAUCAAACCCUGGCUAUUCACCGAGAUCAAGGAACGUCGUGAUUGGGACAUCUCCUCGCGCGAACGUCUCGACAUCUUCCGAACCUUUGCAGAGUACGGCUUGAGCCACUGGGGUAGCGAUACCCACGGUGUCAACACCACGCGCCGGUUCAUGUGCGAGAUGAUGUCCUUCACGCACAGGUACGUCCCCACAGGGCUAUUGGAGGUGUUGCCCGCCAGGCUGAACGAUAGACCGCCGCUGUUCAAGGGAAGGGACGAGUUGGAGACGCUGUUGGCGAGUGGGAAUGCGGAGGACUGGGUCAAGCUAAUCAUUGAGCUCGUCGAAAGGAUGGUGUCGACACUAGCAUACGCAGGUGGAUCCGGAUUGACCACGUUAUCCGCCGUCGGACUGUACAUGCUUCUCACAGGCAAUGGGGAAGCAUUCGACAUUGGGGCAUUUCUCACCGAAACCUCGCCCUACGCAUGGGCGAUGAUCGGUAUCGGUCUCUGUAUCGGUCUCAGCGUCGUCGGUGCUGGAUGGGGUAUCUUCAUCACUGGUGCUAGUAUCCUCGGUGCUGGUGUCAGAGCUCCUCGAAUCACCACCAAGAACCUCGUCUCCUCGACCUCUUUAUCAUCGCCGGAUCUCCCGCCGGUCACUUGUAAGAUGUACCGACGGAGAAAGUUCGGCUUUUGGACCGCACAGAAACGGGACCACAGACCAUAA